CUCUCCACUAGUCAGGACAGGUCUGUGGAUGUUUAGACAUCCCUUGGUUCCUGGUAAUAACGUUGACUUUGGAGUUACUGAAGCAAUGAUGAAGGCUGUAACUAGAAUCUUCUCUUUCUUCAUCCUAAUCCAUAUCGAGGCAGCAAAAGCAAAAGAAAAUACUACAGAUCAUGUUGGGGGACUUGAGCUGGAGAAUGAAGUGAAGGUUCUACCGGUGGUGAAGUCGACUUUUCACAUGCAUAUACACGGCAGUCUGUUUGAAGAUACCUGUGCGAUCAAACCAUUUCAAUCAGACACUCUCGACACAUGCAACUACAACACAAGCAACCCACUGGUCAUCAUUAUUCAUGGGUGGACGAUGAAUGGAAAAAUGGAGGAAUGGGUGCUCAAGCUUGCCUCAGCCCUCAAGACCAGGCUAGAGCAUGUGAACGUGCUAAUAAAUGACUGGAGACCUCUGGCUUUGCAGCCAUACCCAACUGCAACUAAGAAUACCAGGCAGGUGGGCUUGGAUGUCGCAAAUCUCCUGACGUGGCUUGAGGAGACCACCCAGCUCUCUAUGGAUAAGGUGCACCUGAUUGGUUACAGUUUAGGAGCACAUGCAGCUGGAUUUGCAGGAAGCCAUUUUACAAACCGGAAAAAGCUGGGCCGUAUAACAGGUCUGGAUCCUGCAGGUCCCAAUUUUGAGGGAGUUCCUGCUUUUGACAGGCUGUCUCCUGAUGAUGCCAAGUUUGUCGAUGCCAUCCACACCUUUUCAAAGUCCAGCAUUGGGUUGGCGCUGGGAAUCCGGCAGCCUGUCGGACACGCCGAUUUCUACCCAAACGGAGGCUACUUCCAGCCCGGCUGUCACAUGACAGACAUAUAUUACAAUGUUUACCAAUACGGACUAGAAGACCAACAGAUGACAGCUUACCGCUGUCGAGAUUACCGUGCGUUUGACCAAGGCCUGUGUCUGGACUGCAAAAAGCAUCGCUGUAAUACACUGGGCUACGAUGUAAGAAAGGUGUACACUGGAGGCAUUAAAGGCCUCUAUCUGAAGACUGGUCCUCAAACACCAUAUAAAGUCCAUCACUACCAGAUUAAGCUCCUGGUGAUGAAUCUGAUCGAGCCGGUCAAAGCGUCUCUCUCCAUUGCUCUUAUUGGAAGUGAAGGAGAGAGCCAGUAUAUCCCUAUUACUCUGUCCCUGGAACAUCCUGAGAACAAGACGUACUCAUGUCUGGUUGCGGUAGGCUCGUCGCUGGGGGAGCUGCGAGCAGUGCGUCUGCGCCUGGCAGGAGAGGAGACCUGGAGCAGC
Molecule: messenger RNA, 1291 nt
Organism: Ictalurus furcatus (blue catfish)
Lineage: Eukaryota; Metazoa; Chordata; Actinopteri; Siluriformes; Ictaluridae
Gene: lipcb
Product: hepatic triacylglycerol lipase
Exons: 8
Biological process (GO): lipid metabolic process
Molecular function (GO): lipoprotein lipase activity; apolipoprotein binding
Source: RefSeq, a predicted model, not a curated record